Molecule: messenger RNA, 894 nt
Organism: Polychytrium aggregatum
Lineage: Eukaryota; Fungi; Chytridiomycota; Chytridiomycetes; Polychytriales
Product: Quinolinate phosphoribosyl transferase
Exons: 7
Coding region: 1-894 (297 amino acids)
Biological process (GO): quinolinate catabolic process; NAD+ biosynthetic process
Cellular component (GO): cytoplasm
Molecular function (GO): nicotinate-nucleotide diphosphorylase (carboxylating) activity
Source: RefSeq, a predicted model, not a curated record
AUGACCUCCUCGCCCAACUAUGCCCACCUGCUGCCCCCCUCGUGGAAGAGCCUCGUCACUUCCUGGAUCGGCGAAGACACCCCGUCGUUCGACUAUGGCGGCUUUGUCGUUGGCGAAUCGGAGCAGGUCGCCAUUCUCUUUGGGAAGGCCGAGGGCGUUGUUGCCGGUGUUCCCUUUUUCGAAGAAGUCUUUCGCCAGUGCGAUUGCCGGGUCGAAUGGAAGGUCCAGGAAGGCGCCGAAUUCACUCCCGGGCCCGAGGGCAAGAAGGAGAUUGCCCGAGUCUAUGGCAAGGCUCGAAAUUUGCUGCUCGGCGAGCGUCCGGCGCUGAAUAUGCUUGCUAGAGCAAGCGGCAUCGCUACCAGAGCCCGACGCCUUGCCAAGCUCAAGGAACAGCAUGGCUGGACCGGCCUGAUUGCCGGAACCCGCAAGACAACCCCAGGUUUCCGCCUGGUGGAAAAGUAUGCUAUGCUCAUCGGUGGGGUUGACACUCACCGCUAUGAUCUGUCGUCCAUGAUCAUGCUGAAGGACAACCAUAUCUGGGCCACCGGAUCGAUCACCAAGGCUGUUGAGUCUGCUCGCUCUGUGGGCGGAUUCGCCUUGAAGAUCGAGGUCGAGUGCCGAUCGGAGGAGGAAGCCAACGAGGCCAUCGAGGCUGGGGCGGAUAUCGUCAUGUUGGACAACUACAAGGGCCAGGCGUUUGUCGAUGCCGCCGGUCGCCUCAAGGCUCAAUGGAGAGGCAAGAAGACGUUCCUGAUCGAAGGAAGUGGCGGCUUGACCGAGGAGUCGGCUCCCGAGUACUUUUCGAAGGAUGUGGACAUUCUGAGCUUUGGGUCCCUCACCCAGAGCGUCCCGCAUAUUGACUUUUCUCUCAAGGUCCAGCCUCAAAAGUUCUAG